Molecule: messenger RNA, 2462 nt
Organism: Atta colombica
Lineage: Eukaryota; Metazoa; Arthropoda; Insecta; Hymenoptera; Formicidae
Exons: 11
Coding region: 181-2196 (671 amino acids)
Biological process (GO): intracellular signal transduction; negative regulation of protein tyrosine kinase activity
Cellular component (GO): cytoplasm
Molecular function (GO): protein kinase inhibitor activity
Source: RefSeq, a predicted model, not a curated record
UCUCCCGCGAGGAAGAAGGCGCAUGCCUUCUUCCCCGUUCGAGCACGCAGUGUGGAGACGGCCCUGCUCGCCGCGGCGAUACGUUUUUUGAUGUCCAACAUGGCCACCUGAUGUCUAGCAGACGAUACACACAGGUGGCAUGGGAGAGCUGUAAAUAAAAUCCACCCUCUAGAUUUAAUUAUGAGCGGACGUGUGCAGAAGGAGAGUGCCGAUGAUUCCGAUCGCGUCGACGAUGCAGUGGACCCGCGAGUGCAGAUUGAACUUGAAAAAUUAAACACAGCUACGGACGAUAUUAAUAAACUAGAAGUUGAUUUAGAUGAAGCAAGAGCAACCUUUAGAGAAUUACUCUGUGAAUCAACAAUUAAGAUUGACACUUUGGCUAAGAAACUUGGAGCUUGCAUUGAAAAAUCCAGACCAUACUAUGACGCUAGGUUUAAAGCAAAAGAGGCAUUACAAGAAACGCAGAAGGCUGCGAUUAGAUUUGAGAGAGCCAACAGUCAACAUUCGGCAGCUAAAGAAAUGGUUUACUUAGCCGAGGAAGGACUACGGACCGAAGGAAGAUGUUUUGAUCACGCUUGGCAAGAAAUGUUGAAUCAUGCUACGUCGCGAGUUAAUGAGUCGGAGCAUGAGAGAGCUCUCUCUGAAGCUGAACACAGGCAUACAACUGUGUUAUAUCACAAAGCGGAACACGAAGUUCAAAGGUUGCAGCGUGAAUUGAAGCGUACUAUUGCUAAAUCUAGUAUGGGUGCACGCCGCAGCUUGCUUCUGAUAAACAGUAUCGCCUACAGGCACAACUUGCUCAUGUUGCCUUACUAUGAGAUGAAAGCGCACUUUAAUCAAAUGUUGGAGGAACAAAAGAUGAAAGUCAGUGCACUGGAGAGAUCAGUUGGUGAAGCAAAAGCUUCGUACGCGGAAGCAUUACGAAAUUUAGAAAAGAUCAGCGACGAAAUUCACAGGACAAGAAGAUACGAUGGUAUAGACGAAUAUGAUAAGAGUAUACAAGAUGCGCCCGAUCGCUCCGCUGCGCAAAUUAAUACGGCGACUCCAACAGAUUCCAGUGUAACUGGAUCUCCAGACAGCACGGAUUACACUAGUGACGAAUACUUACGCCUUCCCGAUAAGAUGAGUCCGAACGUGCCAUGUCCCAUGCCUACAAGAAUCGAGAGAGAUUCAUCGUCGGAGUACCUGGGCCUAAAUAAUCUGAAUCUUUCAUCCACAGAACCUCGUAAAUACAUAAAACGAGACCGUCCACGAAGCAUUGCUGCGACCGACUCGAAACAUAUCGUAUCUCUAAAUCAUACAAGUUCUUCUGCACCAGGCCUGACGGAUUUGUCGGGCAUUAUAUCUCCGGUUGAAAAGAGAGUUAAAAUUCAAACGCCCGUAAACGAUCGCAAGAAUAAUUCUACUAAUUCUCAAAACGGAGAGGAGUGGACGGAAAUUAGCCUGAACAAUUCGCCGGAUGAAGUUUAUUACAAUAAUGACGUGUAUUCCGAUGAGGAAGAUCAAAUUCCCUACAAACCGCUACCGAUGGAUCUAAGUCCAGAACUUGCUCAGACAAUUAAUGCUACCAGCGAACCGCCGAAAGAACAAACUAGCCGAAGGAGAUUAGUAACGCAAAAAUCUUUACCCACAAUGUCGAAAGUAAAUGAAGUUACCUUAAGCGAAGAGAAGAAAGCCGAAGUUACGAGAAGUCCGUCAGUAAAAAAUAGAAGCAAACUCGAUGGUAGCUUAGCUAAUUGGAUAACUAGAAGUUCAGCCGGUGGUGAAACUAGUGGUGGUAGUUCCACGAAUUCAAGUAGAAGACAAUCUCUCGAUAUGUUGUGGAGUGGCGGUACCGGGGAGCGUGUUAAAGAAUUACUCAAUCACGGCAUGAUGAUGCUAAACAUAUCUAGCUUAACGGAACGACGUUCCAGCGAACCAAAGACAGCGGAGAGAGACAAGGAUAAGUCUGACAAGUCUGAAAAGUCGGAAGUUAAAGGAAAGAAAGUCCCAAGUCCGUUAGAAAAAACAAUGAGCUAUCUCAAUGCUGAUGAGGAGACGUCGGACAGCGAAAGUUUAGCUAGCGUGGAGAUGCUAACAGAGGAUCAAAUCUCUUCACUCAUGAUGGAGCCGGACAUGAAUCAAGUAUGCCAAGAGAUUCUGGGAACUCCCUUAGUCGAAGUAUGUCCGUUGUUGCAACAAUUACAGCAACAAUAGCCUUAUCGCAGAGGAAUUUGCACGACAAAGUGGCAAAGAUUCAACAAUAGAAAGUGUUCAAGAUUAUAAAUCGGUAACAUAAUUAAGAUACAUCUCAUUUUUGUUACGCUACUGCAUUAUCAUAUUAUGUUUCUGUCUUGUGUGUGUCGCAGAUUUUUCUAUUGUAUGUGAUAUAGGACAAAGCAGGGCAAAGUAAAGGUUGUAUUUCCAAGUAAUCGUCAGAUUCUACAUUAUUUAUGGGUUUUACUAGGUAUUAUCAAGUUAUU